AGCCAAAUCGAAAAACGGGGGGAGAUCUUUGCGAGAAAGGCUAGAAAAAAUCGGUUUGAAUUUACCAGCCGGCAGGCGUAAGGCCGCAAAUGUCACUUUACUCACCUCCCUGGUGGAAGGUGAGGCCGUUCAUUUAGCUCGGGAUUUUGGGUACAUCUGCGAAACGGAAUUUCCAGCCAAAGCUGUUUCUGAGUACCUGAACAGACAGCACACGGACCCCAGCGACCUCCACUCCAGGAAAAACAUGCUGCUUGCUACAAAGCAACUUUGUAAAGAAUUUACAGAUCUCUUGGCCCAGGACAGGACGCCCAUUGGAAACAGCCGGCCCACCCCUAUUUUGGAACCGGGCAUUCAGAGCUGCUUGACUCACUUCAGCCUCAUCACUCACGGCUUUGGGGCCCCCGCUAUCUGCGCUGCCCUCACGGCCCUUCAAAACUACCUGACUGAAGCUCUCAAAGGCAUGGACAAGAUGUUCUUGAACAACAACACUGCUAACAGGCACACAUCUGGCGAAGGACCAGGUAGUAAAACUGGAGACAAGGAAGAGAAACACAGAAAAUGAGAGAGAGAGAGAGGAAAAAAA
This is a messenger RNA of Leptosomus discolor (cuckoo roller), 583 nucleotides long. NCBI's taxonomy places the organism in Eukaryota, Metazoa, Chordata, Aves, Leptosomiformes, Leptosomidae. The record is from RefSeq and is a predicted model, not a curated record.